Molecule: messenger RNA, 2445 nt
Organism: Corythoichthys intestinalis (scribbled pipefish)
Lineage: Eukaryota; Metazoa; Chordata; Actinopteri; Syngnathiformes; Syngnathidae
Gene: lamp1b
Product: lysosomal associated membrane protein 1b
Exons: 6
Coding region: 303-1055 (250 amino acids)
Biological process (GO): establishment of protein localization to organelle
Cellular component (GO): lysosomal membrane; plasma membrane; late endosome membrane
Source: RefSeq, a predicted model, not a curated record
CAUAAUACGUCAGUCACAUGAUCCUUUCGUCAGUCUUUGGUGGCGUUGCACUGAACUAGAAAGUCCCUACACAGCCGUGAAAACGUCACUUAUUCCUCACUACUGGACUUUUUGGAAGCAGCAACAGAAUUUUGUCGCUUCGCAAUCAGCCGCCAAAGUCUUUUAACCGCUUCCCUCUGCUCUAGAUUUGCUGCUUAAGUCAGCAUCGGGACAGCUAGCUUACUAGCUUGGUUAGCUCAAGUUGUUUACUGUCGAGCUAAUUUUUCGACCGCAACUUGACCGGCAUAGACUUGGAGACAAACAUGAAGACCACCGGCGCUGUCCCGAUACGGUUCCUCACAUUUACCCUCCAUCUUAUUUUAUUGGUUGAAGCCGCAUUAGCCGUGCGCCAGAGUUUGACUACCGUGGCGCCGCCCACCACCGAACCGCACAAGAAUCCUGGCAAACCGGAGAGAGGGCAAUACCAGCUGACCGGCACAAAUGGCAGCGUGUGCUUGAUGGCGUGCAUGGGCCUCCAACUCAACAUCAGCUUCACCGCCUCUUCAAACAAGACGGUGCAGAAUGUGGUCAACCUGGAGCCCAAUGACACCAAGGCCUCUGGGUCAUGUCUCAAGAAUAACGCCACGCUGCAACUAUCUGCAGAUGCCAUUAAAACUAAUCUGACCUUUGUCUUCACUUUGAACGAGACAACCAGUAAAUACUUUGUGAGUGAAAUCUCUCUCUCAGCUGCCUGGCCGGACAUGAAAGAACCCUUUUCGGCACGUAACAGCAGCCUGCACUACCUCGGCGCAACGCUGGGCUACUCCUACAUGUGUCGUGAGGAGCAGACGCUCCCCGUGGUCAAGGAUUUGUCUAUCAACACCUUCCAGGUGCAGUUGCAGCCCUUUAACCUUACCCGGAACCAGUUUGCCACAGCCCAGCAGUGCCAGCUCGACCAAGAUGACAUGCUGAUAGCCAUCGUGGUCGGUAGUGCUCUGGCCGGCCUGGUCCUCAUCGUGCUGGUGGCUUACCUCAUCGGCAGGAGGAGGAGCCACGCCGGAUACCAGACCAUCUAAAGCGUGGUGGUCCGCAUGCCCCGCCCCUUGACCCAACCAGACCCCUCCCUCGCUGCUGUUAACCAAUGUCAGGUACUCCCUUGUGUGCUCCCCACUCAUGUCCUUCCUUUUCAUUGGGGAACACACAUUUUCUGAACUGACAUUCAUAAUCUUAUGAUAAUUAAAGGGAUGGUGAGGAAAUGUCUGAUUAGUAAGGGAAGAAUUCUCAUUUUGUUCUACUGAGUUUUGUAAAGGGAAUCAUGGGAUUUCAGGGCAAAUUGGAGUGGUUUUGUUUAUUUAAAAGACAAUAACCAGUGUUUAUUACGCUAAAGACACUUUUAAGGAGUUUUCCAUGUAGUGUUAUUUAAAUAGAAUCAUGUCUCAUGCUAGGUACCCCUAUGUUGGCGGCUUGUUUACUCAUGAAUGUGAAGUCUCAGGAAUGGCCAAUGGCUAGGGUGUUGUUCUGUUACACAUGCGCACUAAUGGGCAAAGGGCUGGUAUGAAAAAAGUAGAUAAUCAAUGCUAAAAUUGAAUUGGUGGAUUUAAAAGGCUGUUUAAUAACAGGACACCACUCUGGUAUUAAUAGCAUGCUAAAAUUAGCAUAUUUUGAUUGAAAUUUUGUUGAUUUAAGCGCGCUUUGUCUCAUAUAAAAUGGAAUUCCUGAAGGGUCCUUCUUUAGAUCCCUUUUGAUGAACAAUAUUGACAACAACACUAAGGUUAGCAAAACACGUUUUGAACGUUAAAAAUAUAUAUGAACCAAAAAUGGGAGGCACACUAGAUUGAAACAAGAGAGUUAUCGUGACAAAUGUACAAAAUUUAUAAUGGGAAAAAUCCCCAUAGUAGUGGGAUUUGUGCUAUCCUGACCUUAGUCUGGUAGUCAAUAUUUACAUAUACCUGGUUAUUGAACUUUUCGAAAUGAGGCUAAUUGAGUUUUUUAGUAAUCAUAUUAGACAAAAUUUAACUAAUCAUGGGAUUUUUUUCUUAAUUCAACUACAGAAUGGGUUUGACUACUGCACUAAGGUUAGCCUAGCUUAACAUAGGAUAACAGCUUGUUAGCAUGAGUAGAUGUUACAUACUUGUCCACUGUGAUACUCCCUUAGUAAAAAAUCCAAGAGGCCAAAAUGCUUGCAUCAGUGUUUUUCUUAUCAGUGCCUUCCCUGCUGCAACAUACAAAGUAUUGUUAAGAAAUACAGAGGUACCUGCGCUGUGCUUUUGUUCUCGCAUUUUUUCUUGUAAAAAGCUGUAUGUAAAACAUACAUCAAUAACGUGUCAUUUUGCGGUUGUUCUCGUGUACCCUUUUUUUCCUCAUCUGAUGCCUUGUUUGGUGAUUUACUUUUUGUGUUUGUAGGUUUUAACCGAUUGUUUUGAGAUGUUUUCUAAAGGACUGUCAAUAAAAGUGAUUUGAAAGUUG